This is a messenger RNA of Striga hermonthica, 615 nucleotides long. The record is from the annotation of a GenBank genome assembly. NCBI's taxonomy places the organism in Eukaryota, Viridiplantae, Streptophyta, Magnoliopsida, Lamiales, Orobanchaceae.
AUGGGAACCCCGGAGACCUCCCGCGAGCCAUGCCCCGAUCGCAUACUCGACGACAUCGGCGGCGCCUUCGGCAUGGGCGCCGUCGGGGGCUCCGCUUUCCACUUCCUCAAAGGCAUCUACAGCUCGCCAAAGGGCGCUCGCCUUGUUGGCGGCUCUCAGGCCGUGCGCAUGAACGCCCCCCGGAUCGGCGGCAGCUUCGCCGUGUGGGGUGGCCUCUUCUCUGUCUUUGAUUGUUCCAUGGUUUACAUGAGGCAAAAGGAAGAUCCAUGGAAUUCCAUCAUCGCCGGCGCCGCCACCGGCGGAUUCCUCCAGAUGCGCCAGGGUAUUGGCGCCGCCUCGCGCUCGGCUCUCUUUGGCGGGGUGCUUCUAGCUCUGAUCGAGGGAGCGGGUAUUAUGUUGAAUAAGGUCAUGAGUGCCCAGCAGGAGGCGCCGAUUUUCGUUGAGGAUCUUCCCGGUGGGAUCCCUCAAGAACCGGCACAAUCAUCUUCAUCUUCGUCUUCCUGGUUUGGAGGCUUGUUUGGCGGCGAGAAGGAAGCUGAGAAUAAGAGUGGCGUGAAGACGGAGGUUCUGGAGAGCUUUGACUCGCCGAUACCACCAACUUUCGAGUUCAAGUGA